This is a messenger RNA of Neoarius graeffei (lesser salmon catfish), 9233 nucleotides long. RefSeq names its product E1A binding protein p300 a (gene ep300a). The transcript is spliced from 31 exons. Gene Ontology annotation, biological process: positive regulation of transcription by RNA polymerase II. Lineage: Eukaryota; Metazoa; Chordata; Actinopteri; Siluriformes; Ariidae. The record is from RefSeq and is a predicted model, not a curated record. Bases 295 to 8145 code for a protein of 2616 amino acids. Gene Ontology annotation, molecular function: protein binding; zinc ion binding; chromatin DNA binding. Gene Ontology annotation, cellular component: nucleus; transcription regulator complex; histone acetyltransferase complex.
GGACGUGCGUCUUUUGAUGGUCUGAAGCCGACUCCCCUUCUCUUCCUCCUCCUCCUCUCGCACAAAUUUAUAAAGAACAAAACUCGCUCUGGGGAGGGGGUUGAUACGCUGAAGCUGAAAUCGAGAGGCGAACCCAGGAAAGAGGAGUAUUUUGUACACGGGACUUUCCCCUCCUUCGUCCCUAAAAAGGAGGGGGAAAAGUCGGAUUUUGAAAACGACGAAAUAGACGAGCCUUGUUAAUAGGCGACGACGCCUAUCUUUGUGGAUAUAUAUAAUAUUUUAACUGGUAAAAUUAUGGCUGAGAACGUUCUGGAGUCUGGCCCGCCUUCAGCCAAGAGGCCUAAACUAUCCUCUCCGGCACUUUCUGCCUCCGCCAGCGAUGGAAACGACUUUGGCUCACUCUUUGACCUGGAGCAUGACCUCCCAGAUGAGCUGAUCAGCUCCUCUGAGCUAGCUGUGGCAAAUGGAGGUGACCUGGGGCAGCUCCACACCAGCCUGGGUGGAGGUGGCGCAACAGUCAGUGGGCUUGGAGGGGUCAGCACUCCUGGCCAAGACGCAGCUGCCAAGCACAAACAACUCUCUGAGCUGCUCCGAUCAGGAGCGCCACCUGUAGCAGCGCAACAGCAGCAAGGAGGCAGUCCAGCUGGGGCAUCUAUGGGGCUUAUGGGGAGCAUGAAGGCAUCUCCAGGACCCCAGAACAUGGUGCCUCAGGGGCAGCAGCACCUCUCCCCUCAGGCCAACCUGAUUCAGCAGCAACAGAUGGCAGGGAUGGUGGGUGGCAUGAACAGAACUAUGCUUGUACCUCAGAAAGGUAAUGGUCAGCAGCAACCAGGGGCACCUACACCUCAGCAGCAAGGCAUGAUAGGAGGACAGAUGAUGAAUGGCACACCCAGAAUGGGCUACCCCAGUCCAGGCAUGGGCAGUAACAGUAACUUGCUGGCUGAGACCCUGCAGCAACAGGCAGGAGGAGGUCAGGGUGGACUUAGAGCACAACAACCUGGAGCAUUAAACAAGAUGGGGAUGAUGGGAGGUGCAGGCACCUAUGGAGGUCCUUAUAAUCCAAAUGCAAGUCAGAGUAGUGGAGGGCUUGCCCCGCAGCUCCUGAACAAAUCAGGUUUGCCCAACAGCUUGACCCAAUUCAGCAUGGACAAAAAAACCCAGCCCAUGGCAGGCAUGCCGUCCAUGGCUUCCCAACAGUCAACAGCCGGUGGGGCUGCAGGGAUGGCACCUAAUGCCCAGGGAGGGGUUGGUCCGUCAUCAGCCACGUCAGUAGGAGCAGGAGUUCCUCCAACAGCUGACCCUGAAAAGCGUAAACUCAUACAGCAGCAGCUGGUUCUCCUGCUUCAUGCUCACAAAUGCCAGCGGCGGGAGCAAGCUAAUGGGGAGAUACGACCAUGCAACCUGCCCCACUGCCGCACUAUGAAGAACGUCCUCAACCACAUGACGCACUGUCAGGCUGGCAAAUCCUGCCAGGUGGCACACUGUGCCUCAUCACGACAGAUCAUCUCCCAUUGGAAGAACUGUACACGGCAUGACUGUCCUGUGUGUUUGCCACUGAAGAAUGCAGGAGAUAAGAGGAAUCAACAGUCCCUACUAAGCACUGCUAAUGUGGGCUUAGGUACCGCUUUGGGUACUGCAUCAGGUGGCCCACACAAUGCUCCCAAUCUUAACACUCCGGGUCAGAUAGACCCCAGCUCUAUUGAGCGAGCCUAUGCAGCUCUGGGACUUACCUACCAGGCUAGCCAGGCACCCUCUCAGCCUGCCCAACAAACAUCUAGACCACUCAACACUAUGGGUGGGAAUCCAAUGGGUGUGAAUGUGGCUGGACACCAACAGCCCCAGUCUCAACCAGCUAACCUUCUUCAAGAUCCUAUGCUACAUGUCAGCAUGAAUGCUCAAAAUCUGUUGAAUGAUAGUGGUGUUGGCAGUAUGGGCUCACUACCUGUGGCCAGUUCAGCUGCUAGUGCUGGCAUGAGAAAGAGUUGGCAUGAGGACAUCACCCAGGAUCUACGCAACCAUCUCGUCCACAAACUCGUCCAGGCCAUUUUCCCUACCCCAGAUCCAGCUGCACUGAAGGACCGGCGCAUGGAGAAUCUAGUGGCUUAUGCUCGUAAAGUAGAGGGAGACAUGUAUGAAUCUGCAAACAACAGGGCAGAGUACUACCACUUGUUAGCAGAGAAGAUCUACAAGAUACAGAAGGAACUAGAAGAGAAGCGCCGGAUGAGGUUGCAGAAACAGGGUAUGAUGCCCACUCCGCCUGGAAUGCCUCCGACUGGGAUGCAGCAGGGAUCCCCUAGCAUGGGGCAGCAAGGACCACCAACAGGACUACCCCCCAAUGGCCCUCUAUCUGAUCAAACGAUGGUGCGGCCUGCUGGACCAAACCCAAUGGUUAACAGGAUGCAGAACCCUGCUGGAAUGAGUCCAUUUAAUCAAAUGCCCAGGGGUCAGAGAUCCACUCCUCCUCUUCCGCUUGGUACGCCCCUCAACCAGAUGCCUAUGGGGCCUACAAGGAUGGCGCCACCUAAUGUUGCACAAAUGCAGAAUCAGUAUCUACCAUCUGGCCAGUUUCAGGGUUCAGGCCCAAUGCUUGGUACUGGGCCGGCUGGUAUGGCACAGCCUGGCUCUCAAGGUGGCAUUGCUCAGCAUGCUCCAAUUCCAACACCACCGUCACUGCCAGCCAGUAGUCCUUUAGCCCAGUCUGCCUCUGUUGGGGGAGUGAGUAGUGGGGCGUCAGUGGGCUCUCUUGGCCCGAACAAUGGGGUUGGAGUGCCUCCAUCAUCCACCCCCUCGCAGUCCAUCAGCCUGUCACACUGUCCAGCUGUUCGACAGAGUUCUCCCUCUCCAGCACGCAGUCGCACACCCACUCCACACCUUACACCGCCUCCAAGCCUACCAGGUUCACAGACUCCACAGCCUCACACCCCCAGUUUGCCCCACUUAAACCUGGGUGCUGGUCAGCAGCAGCUACCUCAGCCUGCUAACACUGACAAAGCUAUGCAACUACAGCAGCCAUUAGGAGGGCCUCCCUCAACACCAAACGCUUCUCUUGCGCCUCAGCAUCCACCCACUCCACUGUCUCAGAAGGGCUCUCUGCCAGCAGAUGGCCAGGCUGCUACUCCUGCUUCUGUAAGCAGUGUUGAGGCAUCUUCCCAGCAGGUACCCUCAGAUGUUACUGCCCCCCUUGAGCCAAAGGUAGAGCAUGAGGAUGAGGAGGAAGAGGUGGAGGAGGAAGAGUCAAUGAUUGGAGGAAGAACUGGAAAGAAAGGAGACAUAAAGGCUGAGGAAAAGCCUGAGAUAAAGAAGGAAGAGCCAUCAAGUGAAGGGUGUAGAAGUAUUCCCAUGGAAACAUCUAUGGCAGCAGGAGAUGACAAGAAGCCUGAACUGAAGACUGAGCCUAAAGAUGAUGACCUUGGUUCAGGCACACCUGGGACUCCAGCUGGAAUACCUAAUAAAAAGAAACUCUUCAAACCUGAGGAGUUGAGACAGGCCCUAAUGCCCACGCUGGAGUCUCUUUAUCGUCAGGACCCCGAGUCUCUCCCCUUCCGCCAGCCUGUCGAUCCAUCACUCCUUGGAAUACCUGAUUAUUUUGACAUAGUAAAGAAUCCUAUGGACUUGUCAACUAUAAAACGUAAACUUGACACAGGCCAGUAUCAGGAGCCGUGGCAAUAUGUGGAUGACAUUUGGCUCAUGUUCAACAAUGCCUGGCUUUACAAUCGCAAGACAUCACGGGUGUACAAGUACUGCUCCAAACUGGCCGAGGUGUUCGAGCAAGAGAUAGACCCUGUCAUGCAGAGCCUUGGUUAUUGCUGUGGGAGAAAGCGGGAAUUCUCCCCUCAAACUCUGUGCUGCUAUGGAAAGCAGCUUUGCACUAUACCACGAGAUGCUGCUUACUUUAGUUACCAGAACAGGUACCACUUCUGCGAGAAGUGUUUCAACGAGAUCCAGGGUGAAAGUGUGUCCCUAGGGGAUGAUCCAUCCCAGCCUCAGACAUCCAUCAACAAGGACCAGUUUGAAAAGAAGAAGAAUGACAUGCUUGAUCCCGAGUUAUUUGUGGAGUGUAUGGACUGUGGGCGUAAAAUGCAUCAGAUCUGUGUUCUGCACAAUGACACUAUUUGGCCUAUGGGCUUUGUUUGUAGCGACUGUCUGAAAAAGUCCAACAAGACCCGCAAAGAGAAUAAAUAUUCUGCUAAAAGGCUGCCGCAGACUAAACUGGGAAACUUCUUAGAAGUUCGUGUUAAUGAUUUUCUGAAGCGCCAGAACCACCCAGAGUCUGGUGAAGUCACUAUUCGUGUUGUCCAUGUCUCUGACAAAGUGGUAGAAGUCAAACCAGGAAUGAAGUCCAGAUUUGUGGACAGUGGUGAGAUGCCAGAGUCCUUCCCGUAUAGAUCAAAAGCUCUGUUUGCCUUUGAGGAUAUUGAUGGUGAUGAGGUCUGCUUUUUUGGCAUGCAUGUGCAGGAAUACAGCUCUGAUUGUCCACACCCCAAUCAAAGACGGGUAUACAUAUCCUACUUGGACAGUGUUCACUUUUUUCAGCCACGUUGUUUAAGAACAGCAGUGUACCAUGAGAUUCUUAUUGGGUAUCUGGAGUACGUCAAAAAAUUAGGGUUUACUACAGGCCACAUUUGGGCUUGUCCUCCCAGUGAGGGAGAUGACUACAUCUUUCACUGUCACCCGCCAGACCAAAAGAUACCCAAGCCGAAGCGACUACAGGAAUGGUACAAGAAGAUGCUGGAUAAAGCUGUGGCAGAGCGCAUUGUGCAUGACUAUAAGGACAUCUUCAAGCAGGCGACAGAGGAUCGCCUCACUAGUGCCAAAGAGCUGCCUUAUUUUGAGGGUGACUUCUGGCCCAAUGUGCUCGAAGAGAGCAUUAAGGAGUUGGAGCAGGAGGAAGAGGAGAGAAAACGGGAGGAGAACAGUACUUCUAGUGAAAGUGUAGAUGCUACAAAGGGUGACAGCAAGAAUGCCAAGAAAAAGAACAAUAAAAAGACGAGCAAGAACAAGAGCAGUCUGAGCCGAGCCAACAAAAAGAAACCAGGGAUGCCAAAUGUGUCAAAUGACCUGUCUCAAAAACUUUAUGCCACUAUGGAGAAGCAUAAAGAGGUGUUCUUUGUCAUCCGGCUGACUGCUGGGCCCAAUUCCAAUGCUCUUCCACCAAUCAUGGACCCUGAUCCAUUAAUGGCAUGUGACCUGAUGGAUGGGCGAGAUGCUUUCCUUACACUGGCACGGGACAAACACCUGGAGUUUUCCUCAUUAAGGCGGUCCAAAUGGAGUUCCAUGUGUAUGCUGGUAGAACUGCACAACCAGAGCCAAGAUCGAUUUGUCUAUACCUGUAAUGAAUGCAAACACCAUGUUGAGACGCGCUUCCACUGCACUGUAUGUGAGGACUAUGACCUUUGCAUUACUUGCUACAAUACAAAGGGUCAUGAGCACAAGAUGGAGAAGCUGGGCCUAGGUCUGGAUGAUGAGAGCAAUAGCCAAGCUGCAGCCUCCAUGCAGAGUCCUGGUGACUCACGCCGUCUGAGCAUUCAGCGUUGCAUUCAGUCUCUAGUACAUGCUUGCCAGUGCCGCAAUGCCAACUGCUCACUUCCAUCCUGUCAAAAGAUGAAAAGAGUGGUUCAGCACACCAAGGGCUGCAAGCGCAAAACCAAUGGUGGUUGCCCAAUCUGCAAGCAGCUUAUUGCACUUUGCUGUUACCAUGCUAAACACUGCCAAGAGAACAAGUGUCCUGUGCCUUUCUGCCUAAACAUCAAGCAGAAAUUGCGUCAGCAGCAGCUCCAGCACCGGCUUCAGCAAGCUCAGAUGCUUCGGAGAAGGGUGGCUAGUAUGCAAAGAACAGGCCAACCACUAAUUGGUGGAAAUGAAGGGUUGCCAUCACCCAGCAACAAUGGUACUACUGGCCCUGGGACACCCACACAAAGUACUCAACCUCCUGCCCUACAGCCGCCUACUCAGCAAUGUCCUACUCCUGUCCCCCAGCCUGGAGUUGCAGGAGGUCCUCAGCAACAGCAACAACUUGGGGGAAUGGUGCAACAGCAUCAAUUUCAGCAGCUACCUACCAGUGGUGGGAUGAACUCUCCACAGCAACAAAUGGUUCAACAGCCGCCGCCGCCGCCGCCACCACAGCCUCCCUCAGUACAGCAGCUUCAGCAUCCCAAUAACCUUCCUCCAUAUGUGCAAAGACCUCCAGGUUCCUCUCCACUUUCUCAGUCUAUUGGGAAACCUGGCAUGGGCCCAGCCAGUCUUCCCCAGCAAAAACAGUCAAACCCAAGUCAGUCAGCAUUUUCAUCACAGCAGCCCUCUGGUGCUCCUCCUGCAGCCCUGGAAAUGGCCUUGAAGAUUCAGCGAGUGGCAGAGACUCAAAGGCAAAUGGCUAAACAAAAAAGCCUGCAGAUAAAUCAAGGACCAGGAAUGAUUGCUCCACACACUCUGCACCAGGGCCCUCAGACCCAAAACCCAAUGGGUCUGAGCCAUCCUGGAGCAGGGAUGGUGGGGCCCCAGGGACAAUCCACUGUCACCAGGGCUCAAAUGGAGCAACAGCAAAGUGCAGUUGGAGCUGGCAUGCAGCAACAAGGUGGGCCUCAGAACCAACUUCCGCCUCCGGUGCAAAUGCCACAAGCUCCACAGGGUGGGCCUCAGCUCCAGCCUCCACAACAGCAGUGGGGAACCCCUGGCAUACCCCCUCAGCAGCGACCGGGCAUGUUGAGCCAAAUGGGUCAUGCAGGAAUGGUUGCUGGGCAACAACCCCAGCAAGUGGUGCAGCAGCAGCUUCCCCAACAACAGGGGCAACCAACAGCAAUGGGUAUGAUGGGUGGCCCAGGUGGGGCUAUAAAUCCAGGGGCUGGCAAUGGAGGGCUCCUUCAAAGUGCAUUGCAAGACCUUCUUAGAACACUGCGUUCCCCUAGUUCCCCCCUUCAACAGCAGCAGGUCCUGAAAAUCUUGCGCUCAAAUCCUCAGCUUAUGGCAACAUUUGUCAAGCAGCGUGUGCCAAAAUACCUUGGAAGAGGUGGGCCUGGUGCUGGAGGUGCAGGCCCAGCAGGCAUGGAAAGCCAACAGCUAAAUGUAAAUACAGGGGGCAGUCAACCAGGUAUGCACCUGGGUCAAGGGACCGGGAUGCCCUCCACAAACCCACUUCAACAGCAACAACAGCUUCAGCAGCGUUCCCUUAUGGGUGUGAAUAUGCAGCAGCAAAUGGCUUUGCAGCAGCAACAUGGUGUUAUGCCUGGUCAAGGCUCAAACAUCACUGGUAUGUCUCCCCAGUUCAAAGAAUUAAUGAGGAAACAUUUGCAGCAGCAGCAGAUGGGAAACCUUGGUCAAUUUCAGCAUCCCCCGUCACAACAGCAGCAAGGUUAUCUUGGCCAGCCUGGGAUGCCACCUCAGCAGCCAGGUCAAGCCCAAGCUGGUGGACUUCCGCAGCAACAGCAAGGAGGCCCACAGGCUGGGCUGCAACAAAAUUAUUCAGGAUCUAUGUCUCAGCAGGUGGCAGCAGCUUUACAACAGAGGUUGCAGCAGCAGCAGAAUGCCAUGGGUGGGCUUCAGGGGAGUGAUAGUAGUAGUUCACUUCAGCAGCAGCAACUACAGCCUCCUCAAGGUGGUCCUCAGCCUUCCCAGGCCAUUAUUCAGCAAGCACUGCACCAACGGCUUCUCCAACAGCAGCAGCACCAGCAUCUGAGUGGUGGGUCUCCUGCUCAGCAUAAUAAUCCCAUGAGCCCUCAACAACCAAUGUCUCAGUCUCCACAUUUGCAGGGCCAACAACUGUCCACUUCGCUUAGCAACCAGGUGCGGUCACCCCAGCCGUCACCACGGCCCCAGUCUCUGCCACCGAACUCUAGUCCAUCUCCUCGCAUGCAACCCCAGCCUUCUCCACACCGUAUCUCUCCUCAAAUCCAAACGGGCUCCCCACACCCUGCUCAUCUUCCCCCACAUCAUACAGGCAUGGUAGCACCUCCACAACAACCACCGCAGACAUCUCAACAGCAACAACAGGCUAAUACUUUGGACCAAGCCCCAUUUGGGUCAGACCAGAAUGCCAUGCUUUCACAGCUCAGUGGAAUGGGGCCUUUACAUGGGCAAGGAACUAAUGACAUGCUGGCUGGCAACAACCAAGACAUGGGGACAAAUAAUCAUAGCUCCUUAGAUUUAAUGUAGCAUUACAGUCCUCAAAACACUUAACAGGAAUGGGUUGCAAUUUUAAAAUUCACUGUUGCUCUCAUUAUUAGUGUUAUUAUUUAAUGUUCUUGAAGUAAAUGAAAAGACUACACCUUCCUAUGGGAGAUACUACAUUAAAUGAGCAAAUUAAUAAAUUAAAUGAAUGGUAAAUUAUUGCUGUUAAUAUAUGCAUAUAUAUUUUUAGCCAAUUGUGUUCAAAGGGUUCUGGGUGAGAGGAUGGGAAUAUUCUCCUUGGUAUUUGACAAGUACUAUUUUUGGGGAUAACUGCCUUUUUAUAAAUAUUUUUUUAAGAUUUUAAAUGCAUAAAAUUAAAGAAAAAAAAACAUGUUAACACAAUAGAUCUUUGUUGUUUUUCCUCCAUACACAUUCAAUAUUGUGCCCGGUUUUGAGUGUUAACUACCAUCAGCAGUUAGUCAUUAAAAGUUCAUUUUUGUUUAUCGUUCUUGUAGACAGAUUGAAGUCCCUACAGCGGCCCCUACUGGACAAUUAUUGGCAUAUUCUGCUUAAAGGGGCUGCAAUUUGUAACGUGUAUAUUUUGUUAGCAGAACAGAGCAAGAAAUUAAUAAAUUUUAUUUCCUGUCUCUUUUUGCUUUUUUUGGGAGGGGGGGGGGUAGUGUUUUGUGAGGGGAAUUUUGGGCUUUGAGUGAAAGUGUAUCCCUUUCCCCCAAUGGCAGAUUGCAUGGGGUACAUUUGUCCUACUAUGCAUGUCAGUUUUGCCACCACCAUAAACCUUGUCCUUUGAAUGUAUACUGCAUUCUGUCUUUUUAUAAUUGGAAUGGUACUAGAACUGCUGACACUACAGAUGUGCUAUAAUCACAGGACACCAGUGCAGUAAUUUCUACCAUGAAGCUUAAACUCUGAGAGAACUUUGAUUUAUCCAGAAAGCAAUCUUAAUGCUCUUUUUGCCGUCUCGAUGUCCUUACUCCUCCUAUCUGUCCGGGAAGGAACUAUUUUCCUGACUCUUCCCCUUUCAGUGCUAAUAACUUUUUUUGGAUUUCAAUCAUCUUUUUCUGACUGUGUAAAGAAAUUCUGGACUUUUUUUGUAAUAAAAUGUACAUGGAACUGGA